This is a messenger RNA of Acytostelium subglobosum LB1, 669 nucleotides long. RefSeq lists its product as hypothetical. The record is from RefSeq and is a predicted model, not a curated record. Gene Ontology annotation, molecular function: 3-hydroxyacyl-CoA dehydratase activity. Gene Ontology annotation, biological process: very long-chain fatty acid biosynthetic process; fatty acid elongation; sphingolipid biosynthetic process. Lineage: Eukaryota; Evosea; Eumycetozoa; Acytosteliales; Acytosteliaceae. Gene Ontology annotation, cellular component: endoplasmic reticulum membrane. Bases 1 to 669 code for a protein of 222 amino acids. The transcript has 5 exons.
AUGGAGGCACCAAUAACAUCACCACCUACAUUGAAGUAUAAUGCAACGCCAAAGAGGAAGCCGAUCCUUGGUAAGCGUUACAUCAUGAUCUACAACGUCUUCCAGGCUCUUGGUUCAAUUAUUUGCACUCUUCAGGUGUUUGCCUUCUUGGAGAUUCUCCACGUCGUUCUUGGCAUUGUCAAGAGCAGUCUGGCACCAACGUUGGCUCAAGUAUUGGGUCGUAAUCACGUGCUGCUUGUUGGUCUUCUCUACUGCCCAACUGUACAGUUCCAUUGGGGUGUACCUCUCAUGGUCUUCUUCUGGGGCAUUUCAGAGUUGAUCCGCUUCCCAUACUACAUUGCUCAGGCCUACAAUGAGUGUCCUCCAUUCUUGACUUGGUUAAGAUACAACGCAUUCAUUGUCCUUUACCCAAUCGGAUUUGCCGCAGAGAAUAUCCUGUGGUAUGAGAUGUUGCCAAUCAUGUUGGAGGAUAGGAUUCACUUCUUGGACAUGCCCAACUGGUUCAACUUCUCGUUCAACUACUACUACUUUGCAUUGAUCUGGAUCACUCUGACCUUCCUGCUCUUCCCCAAGCAAUACCUGUACAUGUUUAGUCUGCGCAAAAAGAAGCAACAACAAGCAUUGGCAGAGGCAGAGGAUAUGUCAAGGAGUGCAAAGAAGACCAAGUAA